Messenger RNA from Symbiodinium sp. CCMP2456, 2466 nucleotides. NCBI's taxonomy places the organism in Eukaryota, Dinophyceae, Suessiales, Symbiodiniaceae. The record is from the annotation of a GenBank genome assembly.
AUGGGGGUCGGGGUAGAGACUGAAGGUGCAGUUGCCCAGCCGGAAGAUGGAGAUCCAGAGGAAGCUCGUGGUACUAAGCGAAAGCAGGAAGAGAACGCUGUCGCUGAGUCUCCGGCCGUUGUCUUCGAAGAGCCCUUGGACUGGCAAGUGCGACUCCGCAAGCUGAACUUUGGGGUGGAUCCCAUCAGCUUAGACAUGAUUAUCAAAUGGGUGACUGAAGCUGCGGAGGACAGCCAGGCCCAAUUCUCUGCAGAGAUCAUCAAGAGCGGAAUUGCAGAAUUUCUUCGCCGGUCUUCGAAAGAGGCCAUCCCAGAGGUCCUGGUUCGCGAGCGGCAAGCCUUCACAAAUAAGCUGAAGGAAGCUGGAUUUGCGGAGAUGGCCAAGGCUCUGGAUCUGGCCAUACGAUCCAUGCAGUUUUCAGAGAGACUGCAGAAGGGCUCGCCGCAGACGUGCCUGAACAUGCAGACCAAACAGUCGAUGCCUGCCUACAUGAACAUGGUGGUUAGGGGCUGCGAUCGCCAGGGCUGGCCGAUGCGUCGAGUCUUCCUUGGUCACUUGAGCCGCGUUGCUUCAAAGUCCGCGGAAGGAGAGGCCGAUGGCUCAGCACCCUCCGAAGCCCUGAUUGAGUUUGGAAAAGCUGGUGGCUGGAAGUACGUGAUGUCAUGGCUGGACGAAGAGCCGCAGCCGACGACUUGGCCACCGUACUCUGUGCUGGAUGAGCUGGGAAGCAACAUACCUAGUCAAGCUCCCUUGAAGCUCUUUGCGCUGCUCCACAGAGCGCUCACACAUCCGGGAUUCGCUGCCUCAAUGGCUCCCUCACUAACAGGUCUUCCAGCACCCUGCUUGUCUCGCUUGGAGAGACAGUUGACAAGAGCCGCCGCACCUGCCCUCGAUCUCAACUUGGACGAGCCUCGUGAUGAGAAGCUCCAGCGAAAACUGCAAGACAUCGCAAGUCUAGGUGGUCAGGUUGGAAAUCUCUUCGAGUUCCUGGACAAGCUUCUGACAUUUGCAUCAAAAGUUAGGCAUCCGAAGUUGGGGGACGGCACUCCCGGGACGACAGCAUGGCUGGACCUGCAAUCCGAGAGCAGGGAUCUGGUCUCUGCUUACAAAGGUCUUGCAGACACUCCGGCCUUUGGCUGGACUUCUGUUCUCAAACUGGUCGCAGGCUUGACCCAGGACUUGGACGAGAUCAUCAGGGAGAACAUAAAGGGAGCACAGCAGCGCGAGGCAAAUGCAAAGGACGAGGAGAGAGCGCGGCUUCUUGAUGAGGCCAAAGCACGCGUGGAGGCAAACACUGGCACGGUCAUUUCACUGCUUGCGAACGGAAAGCUUCGCGACAGGAGUUCCUCAGGUUUACAGGAUUGCUUAGGGAAGAUGAAGCGCCUGGGUGAUUCCAUGCAGCAUCUUGAACAGCUUGACAAGUCUGAAACGUCUUCGCAGUCCGUGGACACCUGGGAAGCGGGCCGUGCGGCUGUGAAGGGCUUCUGCCAGCUGAAGGUCCGCUGCUCCAAGGCAUUGCAUUGGCUUCAAAAGAGGCAACUGGGCCACUGUGCCAAGCUUCUCGAUUCUGCCGGCCUCCUGGAGAGUCUCGAACUUGUGAAAGAUGCCCAAAAGCUGAAGACUCUGGGCCUUCCCUUUCGGUGUCAAGAACUUCUCGUAUCGUGCGCCGAGAAUGAUGGGCUGUCUGCCGGCCACCUGGAGCCGAAGUUGGAAGAGGUGCCCGAUGUCUGGGAGCAGAGGACGUCUCGGAACUUGAACCUGCAGUACUUCCAAAAAGUUGGUUCGUCGGCCAUGUCGUGGGAAUGGCCUCUGCCCACAGGCCUGGUUGCAUGGAGGACGGAUGGCAGCGCCGGGGAGAUGCUGCAGCAGCAGGAAGAGGACCAGAUCUUGGCCAGUGCACGACGAAUCUCUGGGGCGCCCAAGCCAGGGUGCCCAGCCUUCGUUGCCGAAGGAUCCUGUUUGCUGUGCCAGCAAGAUGCGACGGACUCACAUUGGGCAUCGCCAGAACAUAGAAAGCACGCAGCUUACUGGAAACAGCUAGCCGAUCGAUUGGCGAUGAUCUGUGUCGACUUGCAGCGCCUCCCCGAGGAGGCAUCCCAAUCUGGUCUGGCAUCUGCUUGGCGUGGUGAGCUUUGGCAGGCCUUGCGGAUGCCGCCUUUGCCCCCAGCUGCUGUCUUGGCAGUCUUUUGGCGCAGGGUCGUACUUUGGAGCCUCUCAGCUUCAUGCCCGACUUUGUCAGAUCAUGAUGCUGACACUGUGGACGGCUUGAGAGAGCGCCUGCAGUUUGCUCUGUCCGUUGCGAAGAUCGCGGAAAAGGAACAGGAUCGCAGAGAAGAGCACGAGCGCGCUUUGGCAAAGGCAGCCCUUGUUUGCGACCGCAACGCUUGCAAGUGGGUCAGCAUCAAUGUAGAAGCUUCAGGUGAAGGCUCAAGCUGCGAAACUCGACACUCAGCCUCAACGAUGUAG